This is a messenger RNA of Parnassius apollo (apollo), 450 nucleotides long. The record is from the annotation of a GenBank genome assembly. NCBI's taxonomy places the organism in Eukaryota, Metazoa, Arthropoda, Insecta, Lepidoptera, Papilionidae.
AUGUUCGAGUUCGAGGGUGUGGCCCCGCCCUGCGCGCCACUAGGAGAGCAGAACGCGCGAGAAGCGAGCGCGCAACAGUGUGAGCGAGACGGAGUCACGAUGCUCCGCUCACCGCAUCACCCUACCGCCGCGCGGUCAAACAUAGUGAAAGACAAUGAGAACAUGACACAAACGCAUCGCGCGAUUGCCCAUAUAAGGAAACUACAAGCAAACGUGGCGCCGAGCGUGCCGCUACAUAAUAAAUUCAGUCUAUUGGACGGUAUGGAGAACGAUACACCAGCGGCAGAACAAUGUAGCGUAGCAACUAAUUUAAAUAACAUAAGCACAGAGGAUAAUACUGCAUCAGAUGCUAUGAACAAAGGGAAAAGACCGCGACCUAGUUCGUCGAAUGAGGACAACAGGGUGGUCCAAAAAAGGAAAGAAUUAAGAAGACACACAUCCCGGUCAUAA